Molecule: messenger RNA, 1078 nt
Organism: Astyanax mexicanus (Mexican tetra)
Lineage: Eukaryota; Metazoa; Chordata; Actinopteri; Characiformes; Acestrorhamphidae
Gene: c5h1orf74
Product: chromosome 5 C1orf74 homolog
Exons: 2
Coding region: 190-984 (264 amino acids)
Source: RefSeq, a predicted model, not a curated record
GAAGAAGGUCAGCAGGCGGAACAUCACCUGAAACAGACAUUAAUGAUAAAACACCAGUACCACCUUUCCCAGAUCAUCUACAGGAGCCUCAUCUCCCGCUAAACGAGUUCCUGGCAGGAGCAGAUACCCAUGACUGAGCUUCAACUGAAGGCCAUUUGUGCAAUAACUGGAUCUGGACAGUGAGUGAAGAUGGUAAACUCUGCUGACAUUUUUAUUUCUACUGCCCAGAGGUUUCUGUGCUGUGGGAAUAAGAAGAAACGUCUUUCUUCACUGUCAUGCCUUGAUGUGGCUGUCCAGAUUUUAGCAGUGGACCUGGGUCUCAAACCAGCUUUUCUAUAUGACUGCAAUGCUGCCUCUGCAGAGCAACUCCUGCAGUAUCUGAACUCACUACAGGACGCUGGACUGCUGACCACAAUCCUGCAGGUGGUCUCUAUUGAUGGAAAUAAUCUGGUUGUGAACUCUGAGCUGAUGAAGUCACACCUGGCUGAACUGAUCUCAGAAAGGAGAAUAAUCACUGUGGAUGUGUGUCCCUGGAAAGAGCAGCCUGCCAUAUGUGACAUGGAGAGCAGAUCUGUGGAGAUGAUUAAAGCCAUUUCAGAGUUAUUUCUGAAUAAAGCUGACAAAGAUUCUUCCGUCUGCAUGUUACCAGAGCAGAUGUAUGAUCAGUGGAACUUGUGCACACUUUUUGGGAUCAUUUUAGGCUAUCCUGCUACUUAUUGGUUUGAUCAGAGCCAGAAUUUUGAGAACUGUCUGAAAAUGACCCCCCUGGUGGUCUACAAGGUUUGGGUUUGCUGGGAAGCUGGUGAUAAAAAGCACUGCAGUUGUCUUUACUCAUUCAGUGUUCCUGAGAUAUUGUGGUCAGAAGUUCACGCUUAUAUACAACAAUGGACUGAGCUUUUAAGUGACAGAUUUAGUAAGCAGAAGGUUCUGACUGAGCUCAGUUUUUCUCAGGAAACUGUUGUUUUGCCCUCUGUAGCUCUCUAAGUGCCUUGUUACAGAGCCAUGUGAUAUAAAACUGAAAGCUGGUAUAAAAUAAAGGACUUGGCAAACAUUUUAUGUAAACCAAGCUGCAAAAACA